ACGCACUCCGUAGAUAGACUUUGCGCGAGGCUGCUUUCAGCAAUUAGUUAAGGUGUGGCUGAACCUUAACCCUGAAUUCACGUGGAGAAGUCCCAAAUAGUCGACAGCUGGCAUUGGCUUCCAGAAGAAAACCAUGUGCACUUGAUACAGUCGCCUUGUUGGCGCAAACGACAAACGACAAGAUGCGUUGGAGCAGCUCCAUCCUGUGCUUGCUCAGCGGCUUGCUGGUUUCUGCUCAAGACGCGCCGCAAGUCUUUACGCAGGCCUCCAACGACUCCUUACUAUGGGGCGCCUACCGACCCAAUGUCUACUUUGGCCUCCGCUCACGCCUGCCCACUUCCCUGACCACGGCGCUCAUGUGGAGUCGAGCGGAGCACUAUGAGACCAUGGCCAACACCUUCCGAUACACUUGCGAGCAACAUUCUGGGAUCAAGGGGUACGGAUGGGAUGUAUACGAUCCGAGAACCGGUGGGGUGCAGACUAUCCGAGAUCAGGAGAAUGGCAUUGACUUGGAGACGAGUUUUGUCAAGUUUGACGAAGGAAGAGGCGGGUGGGGCGCGCGAAUCAAAGGAACAGUGAGGGACGAUGCACAGCCUGGUUCAGGGAGUCAGAAUGGAGUCAAGGAGCAGUUGAAGACCAUGUUGCUCUUUACCGUUGGAGUCGAGGGAGAAAGAAGUGUAUCCAAGGUAGUAGACACCGAGGCGGCAAAUGACAAUGGCUUCAAGGGCGAUGUCACUAUUGAGGGACAGGGUGAAAGUAUGGGCCCUUUCCGAAUCACAAUCACAGAGCCGGAAAGCAAUUCACAUCCGGUACACAAUCAUCCUUCAUAUCAGGCAAAGCCAUUGGAUCGUACCUACGUGCACUCCAUGAUGAUGCCUCAGGAAGCCCUGUGGCAAGGGAAAGCUCUCGCUUUCCGUUCCAUGAAGGCAACCAUCGACCAAUACGGAGAAGAAUACACCGAAAACACCAUGCCCCCGCCGUGGCAAACGUACACCAUUUCGCACGAGCCGGGAGCCGGAAACGUGCACCUCAUCCAAAAGUCAUACGAUGGAGACUUUCAGUUUGACGUGUUCUUUACUCCCUCUACGCAGGGCAUUCAGCCCACCAGCAAAGACCUUACCAAAGCUAUUCAGAAAGUGACGGAAGACUUCAACGCCAAAUACGCAGCGGUGCUGGCCCCGCAAGCGCCAUUCACGGGGAAACAAUACCUGCCCUUCAGCAAAGCCCUGUUCUCCAACCUCAUCGGCGGCAUCGGCUACUUUCACGGCGAACACCUCGUGGACCGCUCGUAUGCUCCCGAGUAUGAAGAGGAGAACGAAGCUUUCCACUUCGCCACUGCAGAAGCCCGCGCCCGCAACCAGCAGAAAGUGGAAGGUCCAUAUACGCUAUACACCUCCGUUCCCAGUCGACCUUUCUUCCCUCGUGGGUUCCUAUGGGACGAGGGAUUCCAUUUGCUACCCAUUUUGGACUUUGACCCAGAAGUCGCAAUGCAGAUUGUGAGCUCGUGGUUUGAGGGAUUGAUGGACGAGGAUGGUUGGAUUCCUAGGGAGGUCAUCUUGGGCCAGGAGGCGGCAAGCAAGGUGCCCGCCGAGUUCCAAGUGCAAUAUCCGCACUAUGCCAAUCCACCGACUCUUUUCAUGGUGCUCGAGGCUCUAUUGGACAAGGCGAAGUAUGGCAGUGGUGAAAACGCCCUGGAUCAAGGACUGUUGAAAGCCUGGCUUGAACGCCUUUACCCUCUCCUCCAGCGAAACUACGAAUGGUAUCGAGAGACCCAAUACGGAGAUCUGAAAGGGUACGAUCGAGGGGAGAUUCGUAGCAGAAAGGAGGGAUAUCGUUGGCGCGGCAGAACACCCCAACACAUCCUGACCUCUGGCCUGGACGACUAUCCUCGUGCUCAGCCCCCACACCCGGGCGAGCUGCACACGGACCUGCUUUCGUGGAUAGGCAUGAUGACACGCGCGCUUCGACGCGUUGCCUCUUUCCUCGGCCAGAGCGACGAUGCCGAGAAAUACGGCAAAACGCUCGAGGCGAUCAAACGCAACGUGGACGACUUGCAUUGGGACCAGGGCAAUCGCACGUACUGCGACGUGACGGUCGACGACUUCGAAGAAAGCAUCCAUGUCUGUCACAAAGGCUACAUUUCCCUCUUCCCGUUCCUGACGGGGUUAAUGGGGCCGGAGCACAAGCAUUUGGGCGCAAUGCUGGAUUUGAUCGCGGAUGAGAAUGAGCUGUGGUCCCCAUUCGGCAUUCGUAGUCUAAGUAAGAGUGACGAGCUGUAUGGGACGGAGGAGAACUACUGGAGGAGUCCGGUGUGGAUGAACAUUAACUAUCUGGUUCUUGAGAAUCUUCUGCGCAUUGCCGAGAUCUCCGGGCCGCACGCACCGAGGGCAACGAGAAUGUACACUGCCUUGCGCCAAAACCUGGUCUCGACGGUGUACAGAGGUUGGGAGAAGACCGGGUUCGCGUGGGAGCAAUACAACCCGGAAAGUGGCGAAGGGCAGCGGACGCAGCACUUCACCGGCUGGACGAGUCUGGUUGUAAAGAUGAUGGCCAUGCCCGAGACUCCCGUGGUGGGAAGAGCAGGCGGCAGACACGAUGAACUGUAGACAGCGUGUCCCGUAUGGACCACGAACAGAUCCUUCCCAUUUAGGCCAAGCGUGGUGGACUGUAGUAGGGAUGCACGCGGCGAAUUGCUCGGCGGAUCGCUGUGGGGAAGAACACGAGGGCGCCUGCCUACCUUACCUCUACCAA
Neohortaea acidophila is the source of this 2751-nucleotide messenger RNA. RefSeq names its product putative alpha glucoside I/Mannosyl oligosaccharide glucosidase. The coding region runs from base 183 to 2606 and encodes 807 amino acids. The record is from RefSeq and is a predicted model, not a curated record. Gene Ontology annotation, cellular component: endoplasmic reticulum membrane. The transcript is spliced from 3 exons. Gene Ontology annotation, biological process: protein N-linked glycosylation; oligosaccharide metabolic process. Gene Ontology annotation, molecular function: Glc3Man9GlcNAc2 oligosaccharide glucosidase activity. NCBI's taxonomy places the organism in Eukaryota, Fungi, Ascomycota, Dothideomycetes, Mycosphaerellales, Teratosphaeriaceae.